This is a messenger RNA of Diplodia corticola, 843 nucleotides long. Its product is annotated as extracellular serine-threonine rich protein. Bases 1 to 843 code for a protein of 280 amino acids. The record is from RefSeq and is a predicted model, not a curated record. The transcript has 2 exons. NCBI's taxonomy places the organism in Eukaryota, Fungi, Ascomycota, Dothideomycetes, Botryosphaeriales, Botryosphaeriaceae.
AUGAAGGCCUUCACCGUUGCUGCUAUCUUCGGCGCCGCCGCCCUGGCCGCCCCCAACCCGGACAAGACCGUCUACCAGACCGAGGAGGUGACCAUCACCUCUUGCGGCCCCGAGGUCACCAACUGCCCGGCCAGCUCCCACGCCUCGACUGCCGUCCCGGCCGUCAGCACCCCGGCUGCCUCCGUCCCCGCCUCUUCCGAGGUUGAGGGCGCGACCUCCGCCCCCAGCGCCCCCAGCGCCCCGGCCGUCACCCCCCAGUCGACCACCUCGACCAUCUACUCCACCCUCGUCUCCUCGGGCUCGGAGGGCGUUGUCACCCAGACCGUCGCCAUCUCGACCACCAUCUGCCCGGUCACCGCCACCGAGACCCCCGGCGCCCCCGCUGGCACUCCCGAGGGUGGUGCUCCUCCCGCUGGCACCCCCAGCGCUGGUGCUCCCCCCGCGGGUACCCCCGGCUACGGCUCGCCCUCCGCCCCCGCUAGCUCUGGCGUCGAGGGUUCCGUCCCCAGCCCUAGCGCUCCGGCCGCCGGUUCGUCUACUAACACCUGUGAACCUAUUAUCUCGACCAGCACUGUUUACAUAACCCCAGGUGUCUCUUCUGGCCCGGCCGGUACUGGCUACGUCCCGUACCCCACCGGUGGCCCCUACGCCUCCACCCCGGUUGUUGCCGGCACCCCUGGUGUCCCCACCCCGGCUGCUGGUACCCCCGCUGCUGGCACCCCCGCUGGCACCCCCGCUGGCACCCCCCAGGCUACUCCUCCCUCUUACACCGGUGCCGCCAGCGCCCUGAACGCCGCUGGUGCUUUCGCCGGUUUCGGUGCCAUCGCCGCCUUCUUCCUGUAA